AUGACAAUGUCUGAUAAUUUAUAUGAUCUUAUAAUAAUUGGUUGUGGUCCAGCUGGUAUAGCUGCUGCAUUAGAACUUCAAAAGUAUCAAACUAUUCCAAAUUUUCUAAUUGUUGAAGCUCGUAAUCGUGUUGGUGGUCGAACUUAUACUGAUACACAUACUUUCGAUAGUAAUAAACCAAUUGAUGUUGGUGCGCGUUGGAUUCAUCAUUUUCGGCCAGAAAAUCCUCUUUAUAUACAUCAUACUCCAUCAGAUAAAGAUUGUUUUAGUUAUGAUUUGGUUCAUAGUAAUAUAGUUUCUUUUUUUGAUAUUGAUGGAGCAUUAUUAUCUGAUGUUUUAGUUAGUCAAGCAGAAAAAUUUGUUGAAGAAUUACGUAUAAAUAUUCAUGAAUAUUCAUCAGAUAAAGAAGAUAUUUCUAUGUUUGAUGUUAUUCGUGAUAAAUAUGAAAAAAUUCAAGAUAAACAAAUGCGUCGUCUUAUUGAUAUGAAUUUUUCUUUUAUUGAACAUUAUGAAGGAUCGAAUCUUAAUGAACUUUCAGCUAAAUCUUAUUCAAAAUCUGAUAGUGAUAUUGAAACAUGUGAUCUUAUUCUUCCUAUUGGAUUAGGUUCUUUUAUUGAACAAAUAGUUCAACGAAAUCAUUUUCCUAUUCAAUUAAAUACAAUUGUUACAAAUAUUGAUAUACCAACUGACACGAAUGAACCUAUUCAUAUAACUACACAAGAUAAUCGUCAUUAUUUGAGUAAAUAUAUUCUAAUUACAAUACCACUUGGUUGUUUAAAAGCAUGUUCAAUAAAAUUUACUCCACCAUUACCUGAUUGGAAACAAAAUG
Messenger RNA from Rotaria sordida, 829 nucleotides. NCBI's taxonomy places the organism in Eukaryota, Metazoa, Rotifera, Eurotatoria, Philodinida, Philodinidae. The record is from the annotation of a GenBank genome assembly.